Molecule: messenger RNA, 1205 nt
Organism: Maylandia zebra (zebra mbuna)
Lineage: Eukaryota; Metazoa; Chordata; Actinopteri; Cichliformes; Cichlidae
Source: RefSeq, a predicted model, not a curated record
ACGGGUGAACAGGUUGUGUGAAGGUAAAUUUGAGAAUCUGCCGAGCUGGUCUGUGGCGUACUGGAGACAGUGGUUUAUUUUACAGAAACACAGAGAGAUCCUUGAGCUAACUUGUUGAAGCAGACAUGGAGAGCGACUCUGAAACACACAGUGGUGAAGAUACUACUCCAGAUGACUGGAUGGAUUUGGCUGUAGACAGUCCAGCUGCCAGUCCUGCUGCUACACAGAAACCCUCAGAAGAAGAGGAUUUUAAACUGUCCCUGAUCACCUGGAAUGUGGACGGGCUUGAUUUGGAAAAACGUCCAGAGCGUUCCAGAGGCCUGGUUAAAUAUUUAAACUUACACAACCCUGAUGUGGUGUUCCUGCAGGAGCUCGUUCCCCCUUAUGUCCAGUUCUUGAAGGAACAGCUCGUCAACUACCUGAUGAUUGAAGGUGGUCGGAACGGUUGCUUCACAGGGAUGUUGCUGAAAAAGUCACGAGUCAAACUUGUGGAGAGCGAGAUGGUAGCUUAUCCCACCACUAAGAUGAGGAGGAACCUGCUGGUCGCUCAGGUGAUCGUCAACGGUCAGAAGCUGUGCCUGAUGACAUCCCACUUUGAGAGCUGUAAGGAAAAUACUGCAGAGCGUCUGAAACAGCUGCAUGUGGUGAAGCGGAGGUUGAAACAUGCACCUGAUGAUGUCACCGUUGUGUUUGGGGGAGACACAAACCUGAGGGAUGCGGAGGUGACCAAGGUGGGCCUGCCUGCAACUGUCUGUGAUGUGUGGGAGCGACUGGGCAAACAGGAGCACUGCCGCUACACGUGGGACACCUCUGCCAACAACAACAAAACGUUUCCCUUUGUCGCUCGCUGCCGCUUUGACAGAAUCUACCUCCGCCCGGCCAUCAAACGUGGAAUCCCACGUCUGGCCCCUGAUCACAUGGCCUUGGUGGGGCUGGAGAAGCUGGACUGUGGACGCUACACUAGUGAUCACUGGGGAAUCUACUGCACCUUCUCAGCUGAAUAGAACUACACAAAACAACCAAAACCAUGACAGUUAAGAAUUUUAUUUUAGAUCAGCCUCUCUUUAAAUGACUGUAACACUAUGCAGGAAGAUGUUCUUAUUGCCUGUAAAUGAUUCACCUUAAUUUAAUCAGUUUUAUCCUCUAAUGUGUGUCUGCUUAAGUGUUUUAUGUGGUUAAAAUGACAAAUUAAAAUAUGAAAAGUA